Messenger RNA from Blepharisma stoltei, 1341 nucleotides. The record is from the annotation of a GenBank genome assembly. NCBI's taxonomy places the organism in Eukaryota, Ciliophora, Heterotrichea, Heterotrichida, Blepharismidae.
AUGGGGCAGCUAAGUUGUAAAACCUGUGACUGUAAGAAUAAGGAGCAACUAACAGAAAUCAAAUUCACAGAACCUGAUAACACUAUUAUGGAUGACACCUCAAAAAUUGAAGAGAUGCAUGAAGUUCCGGAAACCAACCUUGCCAUGUUGUCAUAUAUCAUACGAAUUCAAGCGAAUUGGAAAGCUUUUCAGGAACGAAAAAUGUGCCGAGUUCUAAGCAAACUUAUCCCAAAAUUUACUUUUUAUUUAAACAGAGAAGAAAUGAGAGAGACUUUGAGUUCUACUCACCCUCCUCCACCGCACCGAGAAAAUAAACUUACAUAUCGAUAUAAAGAUGGUUCUAAUUACAUAUAAAAGAUUAAAUAAUUUAUUUUCAUCCUUGGAGCGACACAAUUUUUGAGCAUUAUAAAAGCUUUUAAUUCUGCAUGGCUAAUGGAAAAAAUCUAAAAUAGUAUAGGAGAUUGAAGAGGUGGGUUUAGAGAUGGUUAUGGUACGAUGACAUGAAUUUCUGGGGCUCAAUACUCAGGCAAUUGAUCCUGGGGAGUUCCAUAUGGGUAUGGAAAAUUUACCUUUCCUGAUGGAGAUCACUUUGAAGGAUUUUGGAAAGAUUUCAAAGCCUCCUCAAGAGAAAAGGUAAAUAGUGAGUCAAAACGUUCAGAUGGCUACUUUUGGCUCCAUCAAAAGCAGCAAUUUCUAAUAAAAGAAGCUCAGCUAGACCCUUUAUCUCCUUCAAACCUUGAAAAACUAACAAAAAUUUAUCAAAAAUUGCAAUUUAUUAAUGCUCAAAUUUCUGACUCAAUUAAAAUCUCAACAAACGCAGGAGUUCCUUCACAUAAAGUCUCUAUAGGAAUAAGAACUUUUAGACAAAAAAUAUAUCAAGACGGGAGCUUAUAUAUAGGAGAAUGAAAAGGAAAUCGACGAUGUGGACGAGGUAAAUUUGUGAGUAGAAUAGGAGAGAGCUAUGAAGGCGAAUGAAAAAAUGAUAUGGAGCAUGGCUCUGGGAAAAAGUCAUAUAGCAAUGGAAGUACUUAUAUAGGCAAUUUUGUUAUGGGGGAGAGGGAAGGGCAUGGAGAAAUGAGAUGGGAAGAAGGAAAUGUGUAUAGAGGAGAAUGAAGAAAAAAUGAAAUUGAGGGAAUAGGAGAAUGCUGCUGAAUUGAUGGAAGAAAAUAUACUGGAGAAUGAAAAGAAGGAAAAAGUGAAGGAUUUGGAGUCGAGAUUCUAAGCAGUGGAGAAAAAUAUGAAGGGGAGUGAAGCAAUGGGAAAAGAGAAGGAAAAGGAAUAUUAGAAUGGAGUGGGAUUUUAACGGAAGGAGUUUGGAAGGAUGGAAAUUUUUUAAAAUAA